Molecule: messenger RNA, 3929 nt
Organism: Papaver somniferum (opium poppy)
Lineage: Eukaryota; Viridiplantae; Streptophyta; Magnoliopsida; Ranunculales; Papaveraceae
Exons: 2
Coding region: 142-2151 (669 amino acids)
Source: RefSeq, a predicted model, not a curated record
UGUUUGGUUUUGUUCUUCCGCCUCUCUGAGGUUUUAUCUUUCAAUUUCUGUAGUGUAGAUCCUACAGGAUUGAGCCUGAUUACUUAUUGUAGUGUAGAUCACUACAAGUGGUAUCAGAUUGGGUCUUUUAUUGGAUUGAUCAUGGAUGAUUUUAGACUUAUUAGUGCUUCAAUGAGUGCAAAUUGUGAACUAAUUAAUCUUCGAUUGGAUUACUUAAUUGAAUUGGGAAAUAAUUCACCAAAUCGGAACCAGAAUCUCCUGAAUUUGUUGGAUCUCAUCCAUCAUGCGGAGAGGAAGGUAGAGUCAUUUCUUCACACUUCAAAUCAGGUCCCGCCAUCGGAGGAAACUUCAGUUGAAGUUGAUGAGGGUGCAGAAACAACGAAGAUGGAGGAUGUAAUUGACAGCGAAGAAAUUGUUGAAGACUCAAUUGACAUAGAGUUGGUCACUGUUUUCAGCCGAAAUUCGUCAACCUCAUUGGAAGAUGUAGAUGAUGAUUCUCAUGAAUUAGAGUUAAUUCCUCAAUUUUUCUUUGCUGAAGAAGAAGGUGAUUAUUCUCUUGAAUUGGAGUUGAUUUUUCCAUAUUUCUUUGUUGAAUCUGAAGAUGUUGAUUCAUUGACUGGUAGGAGUUUACUAUGUGAAGAAGUUGAAACACCGGAGACAAUUGAGUUCUCCCAGGAUUUAAUUGCUCCUCUCGAUCUGAACUGUAAGAAUUGUCUUUCUCUCCAUCUUGAUUUUACUCGUAACAUUUUUGAUCGUGGAAGGUGGUUUCAUGGGUCAAUUUUCAUUGAUGAUUACCAUUGGAGAUGUGUUUUCGAGUUGGCUUUAAAACAUGGGUAUAAAUUCAAUUCGCUGUUAAGAAAUUCAAGUGCAGUAGUUUCGGUUGAGGAUGGUAAUACUGGUGAUGGAAAUUAUAUGUUUGUUAAGAUGCUUCAAUGGGGUAUCAGUCACCAAAUGGCUAGUGUGAAAUCUUCUCACCCUUGUUUCAACCUUACCAGUAGAGUACUUGAUCGAGGAAAGAAGUUUGAAGCUAUUAACAGGUUGUAUUUCAUCACACACCCAACUCAAAUAACUUCUAUACGUGAUAUUUCAUCUAAUGCUAAGUAUACUAGGCUUAUAUUUGAUAGAGGACGGUUGCUGGCAUUGAGUAAGAGGUAUUAUUACUACAGAAGAAGCUUUGAAUUCAGUUUUGGUGUCAUUAUUUCUUCUGGUUUUGAAUUGUUCUUAGUGAGGUCGAAUAUGUUUCUGCAUGUUGAAAAGAGUUACAAUCAAGAUGAUUGCAAGUUGUUAGAUAGAAGGCAGCAGCAAGGUAAGGUUCUCUGGAUUGUUUUUCUACGUCAAAUGACAAAGGAAGCUGCUUAUGGCAAAGCUGGAGAACUAAUUGAUCAACUGCACCAUACUGGAAUCUGGAGUGGCAGUGAUGAUAUAAGUUCUGUAAUCUUGCAUCUGACGUGCUGGGUACUUAGUAACUUGGUCGCUCGCUCUGUAAUACAUGGGAGUGGAAAGGAGCUUAGGUACCUCCAGACGUUCCUUAUUUCAAUUUCCACAGUGGUGAAAGGUCAUAUUUAUCUUUCAGAUAUCGGGGUCUUGCACAUAUUAUUACUUACAUUUGAAGUUUAUGAGCGAGAAUUGCUUAAGAGGUAUGCUUAUUACGUUAGAAGCAACUUCGAUAUCAAUUUUGGUAUACUUAAUUUUGGUCGAAUGGUUCUUAAUGGGCCAAUUUUUACGAAUAAGCUCAACGUACCUGUUGUUUAUAUGCUGAUUACAGAACUUGGGCAUGGUUCAGAAUUGUUGUCGGCGAAUUCGAAUGUGAUUUUAGUUGUUAAAGAUAGCGACAGUUGUUAUUGUAGAAAACUGUUUAUGAAAGUGUCACAGAAAGGUGGUAUCACCAGUCAUUGUUAUGGUAGAAGGUUGUUUGAUCGUGGUAAAGAUUUGGACGUGCUUAAAAGUGGGAAUUCUGUAUACGAGUUAAUUCUGGAAUUUGCGUACUGCCUUGAUUUGUUAAUUAAGUAUCCAGAGGUAUUUUUGUUUGAUAGUUGUAUUACUCGCAAAUUGUGUGAAAAAAUAUUUCAGCAAGGUAAAUUGGCUGGGAAUAUAGAGUGGAGAUCGAGUAGUGGGGAUUUAUCUGAUGCCGCCGGAAGUCGUCUUUGGUGAACCAUUGAAUUUUCGUGUUGGUGUACAUGAAUGUAGACAUGGCUCAGACAUUGUUUUGCUGGCUUUGAAAAUUCUACCCAAGCUUCUUCAAACUAUUUUGCUGACUGUUACCAUUGCUGCAAGAUUCGUAUAUCCUUUGUCCCAGAAUUUUCCAAGUCAUCUGCAUGACAUCUAUAACACCCUUCAAGGUAAAGAAAUGAGGACUCGAGCAAUUCACCGUGCGUCUGGGAUUGUUUUUCCCUCUUUUAUAUAUUUUCUAGCAGGCUGUCGAAUAUUGUUGGGGGGCAUGUGGCGGGUCAGGAUACUUCGAAAGAACUGCAGAUGCCACACAGUUGAAGGUUUUAUGCAUUAAAUUACUUCAAGUGGCAGGGAAGACUGAAUCCAGCGAUGAAAAAGAAUUAUCUUACGAGAUGCAUCAUGGUAAUAGAUGGAGUUCCAGCUGUGGUGAAGGUUCUCAAGUAUUGAAUUUGAGAUAUGACUUACUUCAUAAAAUUGAACAUCUGUAUAUGAAAUCCUUGGAGAUCCAUGUUACUGGAUGAUGCCUCACGGAUUAUUUUAAAGAAGUCAAUAUGUGUGCACUUGUUCAUUUCUUAUAGUGCUGGCAAGCUGUGUGAUGAAUUUUUACAGCAAGAGUUUGAAUUAAUUGUGUGCAGUGGUGGUUCGUGGAGUAUAUUAAGUGGUAAUGUGUUCGGUAGGUUUUUUACUGGCUACCUGAAGAAAUUCGCUCUACAGUUUGUAGUAGUAAUCAGUGGUGUCUCGACUGUAAGAAAUUCCUUGUAGUGGCGGUUGGAGUCACAGAGAUGCUCAUAGAUGUUAAUACUGGCGAGGACGGGUGACACGAGUGGUUAGAGGAAUUACCUACGGACGUGGUUGCUGUUCUUACUUGGAUAGAUGUUGCAGUUCCGAACUGUUCGUUUCUAGGGAGUCAGAUCAUCAUUUUUUUAAAGAACCGUUAUGGAAGAGUGGAAUUCUUUAAAAGAAGAGUGAACAGUAUAGAGAAGCUUGUAAAGACUUAUGGCGGGAAAAGAAAAUGGUAUGAGCUGCUCAGUCAAAUGUGUAUAGAAGUUGUUGGUGAAGAGAUUUGGAUAUUGACAGUGGUUCGUACUGGUGGUAUAAGGCCCUUUUGGAGUCAGCUGUGGCAGGAGGAAUUCAGGGCGUUCGAGGAAUUAUUGACACACACUGUGGUUUCAACUCCAAAUACAGCUAAGUAUCUCAUCACCAGGGUUUGUAUGCUCAAGUUUGCUGCAGUAGACAUAUCUCUAUUCACUACACUACAUGGCUUCCCUGUAUACAUGGUGUACAGUCAAGAGUAUAGUAUAUACUCAUUAGUUGGUCUUGGCAAGAGUUGCUCACCAUAUUAGCUACUUCUUGCUACACAAACAUCAGUAUACCCAAAGGUGCUCCUACAGUCACUGCUAACACUAUUUUUGGUUGGUAUUCAUGGAUGCAAGUGGUCUCUUUUAUUAUUACCUACCUAGACGUGAGUUCAGCUUAUGUGGGCCUUGGUGUUGAAGAUUAUAUGUGUUCCAUCUUUUGUAGUGACGGUGAACAAGCUGCAACAACUAUUUAUCUCUUCGGCCCCGCUUAUUCCAUUUUCAUAUCUACCAUCCUUGAGGACAAGGAUGAUUUGAGGGGGUGGGAUUUGUUAUGUCCCAUUUCUUAUAGGGCACCCGUGUGUAGAUGGUGGAUUUUCGACAAAGAGUAGAAUUGUAAAACUAUAUUCCAGAUUCGGCAAUCGGAUGAGUAUUGAGACUCAUGUCUCUCAUUAAAGCAUGAAA